UCUGUCCUGGUAUUUAUUGCGCUUCCACGUUAAACAUCGUAUAUUAAUCAAGCGAGAGAGAGGAGGCGGAGAAAGACAUCGAUCGUGUCUCAGAUCUGAUCCCGCUCACUUCACCGCCACCAUUAUCAAUGGAGUCAAAUCAAUCCGGUUCCGAGAGAGACAAAGGGAGCAGCUUGCCGUCGUCCAUCUCCGUCGUCUGCAGCUUCUGGAGAGAAUUUGAUCUAGAAAAGGAAAGAAGUGGUCUUGAUGAACAAGGGCUAAAAAUCGCUGAAAACCAGGAAGUUAGUCAAAAGAACAGGCGGAAGCUUGCAGAGAGUACUCGGGAUUUUAAGAAAGCAUCUAAAGAUGAGAAGCUAAGUUUGUUUAACUCCUUACUCAAGAAUUAUCAAGAAGAAGUCGACAAUCUUACAAAGAGAGCAAAAUUUGGUGAAAAUGCAUUUCUUAACAUAUACCAGAAGCUUUAUGAAGCUCCAGAUCCUUAUCCAGCUCUUGCUUCUUUUGCUGAGCAAGAUGAAAAGCUGUCAGAACUUGAGUCUGAAAAUCGAAAGAUGAAGCUUGAACUUGAAGAAUACAGAUCUGAAGCUACUCAUCUAAGGAAUCAGCAAGCUACAAUUAGAAGACUUGAGGAUCGGAAUCGCCAACUAGAACAACAGAUGGAAGAAAAAGUUAGAGAGAUUGUCGAAAUCAAACAACGUAGCCUUGCAGAAGAAAACCAGAAAACUCUGGAAGUCCUCAAAGAAAGGGAACUUUUGUUGCAAGAUCAAUUACGGCAAGCCAAGGAAAGUGUGGUCAAUAUGCAGAAAUUGCAUGAGAUUGCCCAAAGCCAGUUGUUUGAACUUCGUACUCAAUCAGAGGAAGAAAGAGCUGCAAAGGAAUCUGAGGUAAAUCUCCUAAUGGAUGAAGUUGAACGGGCUCAAACACGGCUAGUUAGUCUGGAGAGAGAAAAGGGCCUUCUGCGUUCUCAGGUGCAGUCAACUGACGAAGAAAAUGGAGAUAAGAAAAGUGAUCUAGAGGUGAGCAGUAUAUUGGAAAGUUCCUUGAAUGUAAAGGAGAAGAUAAUCUCUGAGUUGAAUAUGGAACUUCAUAAUAUGGAAACCACGUUAUCAAAUGAGAGGGAGCAACACUUGAAUGAGAUUAAAAAGUUGAAUGCACUACUCAAUGAGAAGGAUACUGCUCUUGUGGAAAUGAGAAAAGAACUUCAAGAAAGGCCAACUGCAAAAUUAGUUGACGAUCUCCAUAAAAAAGUCAAAAUUUUGCAGGCUGUUGGUUACAACUCCAUUGAGGCUGAAGAUUGGGAACUCGCUACCAGUGGUGAAGAAAUGAGCAAGCUGGAGUCUCUUUUACUUGACAAAAAUCGAAAAAUGGAGCAUGAAUUAACACAACUAAAGGUUAAAAUUUCAGAGAAAGCUAGUCUACUGGAAGCUGCUGAAGGUAAGAUUUCAGAACUAACUGCAAAGGUGGAUGAACAACAAAAGCUGAUUGCAAAACUGGAAGAUGACAUUCUUAAGGGCUAUAAUUCCACUGAACGGAAAGGUUCACUUCUGAAUGAUUGGGAUCUUCAGGAAAUAGGCUCAAGUGAAGUAUCUGAGGGUGCAGAUCAUAGGCUUAUCGCUUCAGAUCAAGACCAAAGUUCAAUGCUAAAGGUCAUAUGCAAUCAACGUGAUCGUUUCCGAACACGCUUACGAGAAGCAGAAGAGGUAUGCAAUUUUACCACAGAUAAGUUAAAGCUCUAUACUUUAUUUUUUGAACUUUUUCUUAUAUAUUCCUGUCAUAUAUAUCAGCAAGUGAGGCAACUGAAGGAGAAGAUUGGGAUGCUAACUGUAGAACUAGAAAAUACAAAAGCUGAUAAUGUAAAACUUUAUGGGAAGAUUCGUUAUGUCCAAGAUUACAGUCUUGAAAAGCUUUCUUCCAGAGGGCCUAAGAAGUAUGCAGAAGAUGUUGAAAGUGGUUUUUCUUCUGAUGUUGAGUCCAAGUACAAGAAGAUGUAUGAGGAUGAUAUAAAUCCUUUUGCUGCUUUCUCGAAGAAGGAAAGGGAUCAACGAUACAAGGAGCUUGGAAUAAGAGAUAAAAUUACACUUAGUAGUGGGCGUUUUCUGCUUGGCAACAAAUAUGCCCGAACAUUUGUCUUCUUUUACUCCAUCGGUUUGCAUCUCCUUGUGUUCACAUGCUUAUACAGAAUGUCAGCAUUAAGCUAUCAAAGCACUACACCUGGCCAUAACGAAGCCAUCCUGGAUGCUGGGAACCUCACUCUAUCUCAUGCAUUUUAAUGCAUAUAGUGUAGUGGUGAAUCAGUGGAAGUUCGGGUCUGUAGGCAACAACAACAACAUCCCUACACGGAGCCAGAAUUCGUGACCAAAGCUGCCUUCUUGGAUAUGAUGGGGAGAUCAUUGUACAUAAAAUGAGUCCGCGCCGAUCCAGUUUUCAUGGUCAAUGAGCCUGCUUGUUGUUUUUCUUGAUUGUUGAAAAGCAGAGAUAUUACGAUGGCAUACAAAGAAAAAAAGGAACUGUUUGAUUUUUCUUUAGUAUACACAUGAAAAUUUAAGCUACGACAUCAUUUGCUGUAGAUGCUAUUCGGGUGUUUCCUUAAUGCUGCUUGCAAAUAGCUCAA
Molecule: messenger RNA, 2608 nt
Organism: Musa acuminata subsp. malaccensis (wild Malaysian banana)
Lineage: Eukaryota; Viridiplantae; Streptophyta; Magnoliopsida; Zingiberales; Musaceae
Product: protein CASP
Biological process (GO): intra-Golgi vesicle-mediated transport
Cellular component (GO): Golgi membrane
Source: RefSeq, a predicted model, not a curated record